CAAUUCUUCCUCCUUUAAAUUCUGUAUCGCACAGCCGCACGACCAAGUUGUGACUUCUCUGACUCUUCGUCUCUUCCCCUCCCGACAUCUCAGAACCUGUUCUACAUAAAUGAUUCAUAUUCAUAUGUCAUUACAUCGACCUAAAGCCACAUACACCUAGUUUUUUUGCUGGCGAAGUAUGGCAACAGCUCUGGCGCAGCUUUGCGCAAAGCUGCCCAUUUUGCCACACAUAUGUUAUUUUUAGCGCUGAUGAUGCUGUGACAAGCCUACGAAGCGUUGCCGGUGACUUCCUGACUGCACGACGUCAACAUGGACCGGCCUGGUAGUAGGCCGGCCGGACGCGUGCCGACCCUUCUUGACCACGCCCUAUACUCUGACAUAACAUCUAACGUGGAUAGCCCGAAGAAGCUGGCGUCGCAGUCAGCGGCUGCGACGGCAACGGCGUCAGCGGGCUCGGCAACCAAAGCCUUGCUCACCUACCUAAAGCAGCAAGCCCCGGGCGCAGCAGCUGACGUUGCCCCGGAUGUCUCCCUGCGGCAGAGCCGGGACGUGCCGGAACGACGCGUGCGCUUUGCGCCGGAAGCGCCGGCUGCGCAGUUUGUGCCGCCGGCCGCAGCUGCUCUUCCUGAGGCCAACGCGGACAAGGACAGGGCUGCCCGGUCACUGCGUGACGCGCUCAGUGCGGCUGCUGGGCGGGUCCCGGCGCCAGCGGCAGUGGCCCCGCCGGCCGAGCCAUCCGCCGUCGCCGCAGCCCGGCAUGACCUGGCCCUUCUGGAUAUGGAGCGUCGCAAGGUGGAGCUGCAGAGCAGCGCCCGGGCCGAGGUGCUGCGCAGCGAGCAGCAGCGCGCUCUGGAGCUGCUGCAGCGUGAGCGACAGGCGGUGCAGGCAGCAGCGGCCAGCGCGGACGAGCGGCUGCGGCGCGCGGAGACGGAGAUGCGCAGCCUGAGUCGCAAGGAGGAGGAGAUCCGCGCCAAGCUGGACAGGGCGGAGGAGCAGCUUGCCCAGCGCGAGUUCGAGGUGGCCCAGCGGGAGGAGGCGGUGCGCACCGCGGAGGAGCUGGCCCGGCGGUACAGCGCCAAGGAGGAGGCUGUGUGGGAGCGUGAGAAGGAGCUGCAGCACCAGGAGCUGGCGGUGGCCAAGGCUGAGAAGGCCGCGGAGCAGGCGCGGCGAGAGGCAGAGGCGCUGCGAGAGGCCUACAAGGAGCGCUCGGAGCGUAUGGCCGCCAAGAUGAGGGAGUGGGAGGAGGAGCGGGUGGAGGCGCGGAGGCGGCUGGACGCGGAGGCGACCGACCUGGAGGAGCGCCGCCGCGCUGUGUCACUGGAGCUGCACGAGCGGGAUGCCAGCCUGACGCUCCGCGAGCAAAAGCUGCUGGCUAGCCGCCAGCAGCUGGACGUAGACAGUGAGGCGCACGAGGCCGCCAGCGAGGAGACACGCAAGACCCUGGCGGCGGAGGUGGAAGGCGUGCGGGCGCAGGUGGCGGUGCUGACGCGGGAGCUGGAGCAGCUGCAGAUCACGCGGGAACGCAAGGCCGAGAAGCUGGACGAGGUCGCCAAACAGCUGGAGGAGGCGGAGCAGCAGCUGGCGCGGUUGACGGACGCUCGUAACGCCGCCCUCGACGACGCGCGGCUGACAGAGGCGGCAGCACAGCAGGCCCUGGAGUCCACGCAGGAGAGCUUCCGUGUGCUGCAGAAGGACUGCGCCGCCCUGAAGGAGGAGGUGUCUGCGCUGGCUCGGAACAAGGAGCUGCUAACCCAUACCAUUGACGAGGAGCGGGCAACCUGGAAGGCGCAACACAAGGCCGAACUGGAGGCUCUGCAGUCGGAGCAGCUGGUGGCGCGACGCGAGCUGGAGAGGAUCAAGGCUGAGGCGGAGCUCCUCGCGCAGAAGCAGGAGUCACGUGCCCGCGAGGUGGAGGAGUGGAUUGCAGAGCAGACGGCUCUGACCAAGGCCGGCAAGGCGCGUGUGGAGGCGGACGAGCGGCGGCUGCAAACGCUGGGUGAGGAGCUGUUGGCGCGGGAGAAGGAGGUGGCGGCGCUCAAGACGGAGCUGAGCGAGGAGCUGGCACGGGCGCAGCGCGACAGUGCCGCGGCGGCCGCGGAGCGGAGCAAGCUGCAGGUGGUCGCGGCAGAGCUGACGGCGCAGCAGACGGCGCUGGAGGAGGCCAAGCGCAACAUGGCUGCGGACGUGCAGAAGAGCCUCCGGGACAAGGAUGCAGCGCUGACAGAGCGACAAGCACGACUGGACCGCCGCCAGGCCGAGGUGGAGCAACAGCGCAACACGCUGGAGCUGGAGCACCAGCGUCGCAUGAUGGCGCUGGAGCUGAGGGAGCAGGAGGUGCAGAACACCUCCCGCUCCCUGGAGAGGCGCACUCAGGAGGUGGCACAGCUCGAGGCCCGUGUUGCUAGAGACAACGGUGAGAAGGAGGCGACGCUCCGCGGCCUGGAGGCAACACUGCGCAUGCAACAGGCGGACGUGGACCAGAAGCUGAGAGACCUGGCGGAGCAGCGCGACCGGGCCGCAGCGGACCGCAAGGUCGUGGCGGCGGAGCGCGCCGAGGUGGAGCGACUCUCCGCCGAGACGCGGCGCAUGCAGCGGGAGGCAGAAACAGCGCGUGACGAGACGCACCACCUGCAGGCACGUGCGGAGGCCCGCGAGCGCCGCGCCCGGGAGUUGGAGGAGCGUGCGGGUGCUGUGGAUCGUGAGCUCACUGCCAAGCUGGCGGAGCUGGCGGCCGCGGUGCAGGGUGCCAAGGCGCGUGAGGACGCCGCCGCUGACCGGGAGCGCGAGGCGGACCGUGUGGCUGGCCGCGAGGCGCGGGCGCAUGAGCUGUUGGCGGAGGCAGAGGCGGCACAGGCCGGCGCCCGGGCAGCGCUGGAGCAGGCAGCGGCCGAGCGCAGGUCCCUGGAGGCACUCAACAAGGCGCUGUCCUCCCUGAGCAACACGUUGGACGCGCGCGAGACCAAACUGCUGGCCACCUGGCGCGACCUCAACCUGCAGCUCAACAACCUGCGCAACGAGACGGCGCCCGCAACCGGCGACGCGGGCUUGGACGGCGUGGCCGUGGAUGAGCUGCCCGCUGCGCUGCGCACCAGCGUGUCAGCCGCUUCCGCGCCGCUCAGCUCCGUGCUAGCCGGCAUCGCCGAGGCCGCCGCCGCUGGCUCCAGCUCCGUAGCUGUGGCCGGCCAGCACCUGCACGGCCAUGGCCACGGUCCGUCGUCGCACGCAGCCGCCGUGGCGGCCGCGGCGGCACUGGAGCAGCGGCGUGCGGCAGUGGCGGACCACGAGACGGCCAUUCAGGAGCUGGCGCUGGGACUGCACCUGCGGCUGGCCAAGCUGGCGGCCUUCCACAAACAGACCAAGGCCGAGCAGACACGUGCGGCGGCGGCGCAGCAGCAGGCGGCGGCGGAUGCCCAGGCGCUGGUGCGGCGGGACGCGGAGCUGCGAGCGACGGCGGACGCGCUCAGCGAGGAGCGCACACAGCUGCUGGCGCUGGCAGGCCAGCUGCAGGCGCGCAGCGAGGCGCUUGACAAGCAGGAGAAGCAACUGGAGGCGAGCGGCCAGGAGCUGGCGCGCACCCGCCAGCAGCUGCAGGCCGCACAGAAUGCGGCGGCGGCGCGGCAUGCGGAGGCAGAGGCAGCCAUCCGGCGGUCGGAGGAGGCGGUGGCGGCUGCGGAUGCGCGCGCCAGCCGGGCGGAGCAGGAGGCAGAGAGGCGCGCGUCGGAGCGCGAAGUGGCGGCUGACAAGCGCGCUUCGGAGCGAGAGGCCGCGGCCGAGAAGAGGGCAACUGAGCGGGAGGUCGCUGCGGAGAGCCGUGCGUCGGAGCGGGAGGUGGUCUUGGAGAAGCGUGCCAGUGAGCGGGAGGCGGCGGUUGCGGAACGCGAGCGCGUGCUGGCAGCGGAGGCGGCACAAAAGACGGAGGAGCUCACAGCUCGGGAGAAAGACGUGGAGGGCGCGGAGGGCCGCCUGGCGCGCUGGGCGCAGCAGCUGGACGUCAUGUCGCAGCAGCUGACGGAGCGUGAGAAGGUGGUAGCCAAGCUGGAGGCGCUGAUGGAGGAGACGCUGGAGGAGCGCACCCGCCUGGCCGCCCGCCUGGACGAGGUGGAGGCGGCGCAGCGGCUCGUGCAGGAACAGCAGACGACACUGGGCGAAGAGCGCGACGCGCUGCAGCGGCGGGAGGCAGAGCUGACGGAAGCUGACCAGCGGCUGCAGCAGGACCUGGCUCGCCUGUCUGACCUGCAGCAGCAACGGCAGCAGCUGGUGGCCCAGCAGGCGGAGGUGGAGGCGCGAGUGGCGGAGCUUGACACCAAGGCAUCACAGCUGGCGGCUGCGCGUGAGGAGGUGGAGGAGGAGGCGCACAAACUUGAGGCGCAGGGCGCAGGGGCCGCCGCGCAGCUGGCAGCGGCACGAGAGGAGCUGGCGAGCGAGCGGCAGCAGCUGGAGGAGGCCGCCGCUCAGCACGCCAGCAGCGUUGAGGAGCUGACUGCUCGGGUGGAGGCGCUCCAAGCCCAGGAGCAGCAGCUCGGGCAGGAGCGGCAGCAGCUGCAGAUCGACAAGGAGGCGCUGCAGGCCGAGACGGAGGCGCUAGCCGCCAAGGCCGAUGCCACGGAGAAGCGGGCGCAGGAGCUGCAUGCGGACGCGCAGGCGCUGGCCGCCGAGCGGCUGGAGCUGCACGCGCGCAUGCGGCGCUCCACGCUGGACUACGAGACAGAGAUGGAGAGCGCGCGGGAGCUGGUGGAGCAGGCCAAGAGCCGCGCGCUGGCGGUCUCACAGGCUGAGGAGGACCUCGCGGAGCGGCUGAACUCCGCCAGCCAGCGCGAGGCGGAGCUGGAGGCGCGGGAGCAGGCGCUGCAGCGGGGGCUGGCGCAGGCGGGCUCGGAACGCGAGGACCUGUUGCGGCGGGCGCAGCACCUGGAAAGCCAGCGUGCGGAGGUGGAGGCGUCGCUGCAGCAGCUCGCGAGCCUGCAGGAGGGCCACGAGCGUGCAGUGCAGCAGGUGGCCGCGCGGGAGGCGCGAGUGGAGGCGCGGAUGGCGCAGCUGGUACAGAUGGACGCCGACCUCAAGGCGCUGCACUCGCGCCUGGACGCCGACCUGGACGGCUGGACCACCCGCGCGCGCGGCCUGCUGGAUGUGCGGCGCGCUGCGCUGGACGGCCUGGCGCAGCGCGUCGGCGCGGACCUGGACGCGCGGCAGGCGGAGCUGCUGCGGCAGGAGGGCGCAGUGGCGAGCCAGCUGCGCUCGCUGGGCACGCAGCUGCAGGCGGAGGUGGAGGCGGCGCAGAAGCAGGCGGCAUCGGGCUGGGAGUCCAAGCUGCAGCAGACGAGCACGGCACUGGAGGACAAGCAGCGGUUGCUGGAGCUACUGCAGACGGAGCUUGAGGAGCGGGGGGCAGAGCUGCAGGUGGCCAACCACAAGCUGCAAGAGGCACAUGAGCAACUGCGCACCUCGCAGCGGCACGGCGAGCAGCUGCAGCAGCAGCUAGCGGCGGCGCAGGAGGCGACCAAGGCCGCGCAGAAGGCCGCCGCCGCCGCGGCCGCCACCGCCGCUGAGGAGCGGUCUCGCCUGGAGGCUGAGGUGCGGCGUGCGGAGCGGGCAGUGCACGACGACGCGGCGAGCGCCGCCACGGCGGGAGCGGCGGAGCGGCAGCGGCUGCAGGCGGAGGUGCAGCGGUCACAGGAGGCGGUGCGGCAGGCGAAAGAGGACCUGGACUCGGCACUGGCGGUCGUGGACCGCCUAACAGCGGAGGUGGCAAGCGCCCAAGACGCCGCCAAGCGGCAUGAAGCUGAGCUGACGGAGGUGCGGGCAGCCGCAGCACGUGCCAGUGAGCAGGAGGCGCAGCAGCGCGCCGCCGCCGAGCAGGCGGUGCAGCGCGAGCGUGCCGCGGCCGCGCGUGUGUCGGCGCUGGACGGCCAGCUGGCGGGCAUGCGCACCGAGAUGGCGGUGCUGGAGGGGCAACUGGCGGCGGCGCGGGAGCAGCUGGAAGCGCACUCGCAGGGGCAGUCCAAGCAGCGGCAGACUUCGGUGGAUGAGGCAGCCACUCUACGCCGUGAAGUCCUGGGGCUGCAGGCGCAGGUCGCGGACCUGACGCGUCGCCAGGCACAGGCUGUCGACGAGCAGUCGCGCAGCCUUCAGCAGCGGCAGACAGAUCUGGACAAACUGUCGGAGCGUCUGCAGCAACGCGAGCGGGCGUUGGCAGAGGCAGAGGCGGCGGCAACUGCGCAGCGCGCGGCCCUUGAAGUGCAACAGCAGCAGCUUGAUGCGGAGGCGCGGGCAUACGGCGAGCGCUCGCAGCGGCUGGAGGCCCAAGCGGAGGAGCUCAAAGCCACAGGGCAGAAACUGCAGGAAAUGGAGCGUGACCUGGCGGCAGGCCAGGCAGCCCUGGCCACACAGAGGGAGCUGACGGCGGCAGCAGCCGCGGUCUCACACUCGGAGCGUCUGCAGCAACGCGAGCGGGCGUUGGCAGAGGCAGAGGCGGCGGCAACUGCGCAGCGCGCGGCCCUUGAAGUGCAACAGCAGCAGCUUGAUGCGGGGGCGCGGGCAUACGGCGAGCGCUCGCAGCGGCUGGAGGCCCAAGCGGAGGAGCUCAAAGCCACAGGGCAGAAACUGCAGGAAAUGGAGCGUGACCUGGCGGCAGGCCAGGCAGCCCCGGCCACACAGAGGGAGCUGAUGGCGGCAGCAGCCGCGGUCUCACAAUCAGAGCGUCUGCAGCAACGCGAGCGGGCAUUGGCAGAGGCAGAGGCGGCGACAACUGCGCAGCGCGCGGCCCUUGAAGUGCGGCAGCAGCAGCUUGAUGCGGAGGCGCGGGCACACGGCGAGCGAUCACAGCGGCUGGAGGCCCAAGCGGAGGAGCUCAAGGCCACAGGGCAGAAACUGCAGGAAAUGGAGCGUGACCUGGCGGCAGGCCAGGCAGCCCUGGCCACGCAGAGGGAGCUGACGGCGGCAGCAGCCGCGGCCUCACAGUCGGCCGACGCCGCCAUGUCACGGCUUGAGCAAGACGCUGUAAAGCUGGAGGCUGAGCGGGCGGCUCUGGCGGGAGAGCGCGCGGCCGUGGCGGCGGAGCGGCAGCACCUGGAGGCGGAGCGUGGCCGCCUAGCAGCGGAGCAGGCGCGCCUCAGUGCCCUGUCGCAGGAGCUUUCACUAAAAGAGCUGCGGCUUGCCACCGGCGAGGCGGACUUCCUGCGUCUCGAGGCCGAGGCGGCGCGGCUGCGGGCGCUGGGCGAGGAGCUGGGUCGGCGGGAGGCGGGCCUGGCGGGUGCAGAGGCGGAGCGUGCUCGCCUGGAGGGCCGGGCGGCCGCACUGGACCGGCGCGAGGCCGACCUGCAGCUCAAGCAAGACGAGGUGGACAGGCUGCGUGAGACGCUGCGUACCCAGGAGGCGGACCUGGCGCGGCAGAACGCGGCCGCCCGGGCACUGGUGGAGGACAAGCAGCGGCAGAUGGAGGCGGUGGCGCGGCAGGGCGACGACCUGGCAGCGCAGCAGGCCGGCCUGCAGGCGUUGCGCCAGGACGUGGCCUCGAAGCUGGACGUGGGCAUGGCGGAGCUCAGCGGGCGGCAGGAGGCGUUGGAGGCAGCACGCCAGGAGCUGCGGCGUGCGGAAGCAGAGAUCUCUGCAAGGGCCACUGACGUCGCGGAAGCCGAGGCCCGCAUGCUGGAGCAGCGGUCGGCGCUGGCGGCUGAGACGCGGCGGCAAGCGGAUGAGGCACAGCGCCUGGUCCGGGAGCGGCAGGCCAUCGCGGAGCUCCAGCGCCGCACUGAGGAGGCGCACGAUGAGGUCCGGGCGGCCGCGGCGGCCGUGACGGCGCGCGAGACGGCGGUGACGGCGCGCGAGGACGAGCUGGCGGCACGGGUGCAGCGGCUGCGGGAGCACGAGGCAGACCUGCGGGUGCAGGCGGUCCUGGCUCGGAAUGCGGAGGCGCGCGCGCAGCAGGCACUGGGCGAGGCGCAGGACGCGGCAGGCGUCAUCACUUCCAGGGCCAUGGCGGCGACAAGUCCGGUGCGGGGUAGCGGCUUCGCGUCCCUGCCGGCGCCGUCCAUGUCAAUGUCAAUGCGGGAGUCCCAGAACUGGGCGUCACAGCAGGCGCAGCAGGCCCAGCCGCAGCAGGGCUUUGUGGAUGGCGGCCGCGGCGACGGCGGCGCAUACCUGACUAGCCUCGCCAUGCAGGCGUUGCCCAGUGGUGCUGGGGGCGGCCCUGCCGCAAGGACUGCUUCCUAUGCUCCAGGCAUGGCCAGCACCGCCCCCGUGCAGCGCUCCUCGCGCGACGCCGCGCCGCUGCAGCAACAGUCCCAGCAGCAGCAACAGUUCGCUGGUCGACAGGGCGGCAGAACCUCUUCCGUUGGCGAGGGGACGGUUGCCUCUUUCAACCAAAUGUUACCUCAGCAGCAGCAGCAAGCCGGCUACGGCCAGGCCUCCUACGGGCCGCGCGGCAGCCAAGGCCAGCCGCAGGCGCAGCUGCCAUCGCAGCCGCCUAGCCUUCUCGACGCCUUUUCUGAGCGCCCCUUCCUGCAACAGCAGCAACAGUCGCGCCAGCAGCAACAGGUGCUGCCGGGUCUUGACGUGUCGGCCUCCACGGCAUCCCUGCGGGGGCCGCUGCCGUCCGAGACGCCGCGCGUGCUGCAGCGCACGCAAGCGCCGUCUGCAGCUGGGGGCUACCGUGGACAGCAGCAAGCGCAGGGGCUGGCCGGCGAGGGCGGCAGCGGGGGUGGCAGUGAGCGGCCAUUGGAGAGCGGCGCCCCGACGCCGACGGGCAGGUCCGACACGCCGCUGCUUGGGUCCGUCAUCGCGGAGGCUCAGCGUGCAAGGCAAGCACGUGCUGCCAUGCAGCCCGCACAGCAGCAGCAGCAGCAGCAGCAGCCCUCCAGCCGGUUUGCGUACGUUGAGCCGCCGCCGCCGCCCCUCUUCGCGGAGACAUCCUCCGCCUCCACCGCCUCCGCCCAGCAGCCGGUCUUUGGGGCCGGCGCGGGCUAUGCAACGGGGGCCAUGCCCACGCCGGCGGCAGGAGGCGUUGGCGGCAACGCGGGCCUGAGUGCUAGCGGCGGCCUGCCCGGCGGCGCUGGCGGCCUGGCGCGGCAGCAGCGCACGCUGCAGGUGCUGCUGGCGAGCACCAGCAACUCGGCACAGCGCGGCCAGGAGCGGCUGCAGCGGCUGUACCGCAUCACGGAACCCAUGGCCGCCGACCUGGGCCGGGCUGAGCGGCCGCUGCUGGAGCGCUGCCGCACCGCCCUGGACAUGCUGGCCGCAGAGCUGGCCACACUGCAGGCGGCGCUCCAGCACACCAGUCAGGCUGUGGCGGGUGCGGGCAGCGCCGCGGAGCUGGCCGAGUCGCGGCGGCUGGUGGAGAGCCACCAGCACUCGCUGGCGGCGUGGGAGGCGGGCGUGGCGGAGCAGAUGCAGAUCGUAUCGGAGCUGCAGGACCCUGCGCGACGCGGCUCGCUAGUCCGGGCGCUGCGGCGCAGCAACGAGGGCGCUGACCUGGUGGCGGCGGGGCUGAUCAGCCAGAACAGCCUGAUGAUGGACUAGAGGACUGCUGGGGGUCUUGAUGACGGGCGGGGACUUCAGGUGAAAGGCGCCAUGCGUUGAGCGUCGUUGAGUGUGACUGAGGGCUGAAGCCGUGAGUGCUGUUGGUGCGCACGAGGUGCAAGGAGUUCGCAUUCCUGACUGAUUCAUAAAUUACAGACUUCUUUCACACACACCAAAGUGUGCCACGUGACCCAUGAGUUGAUACGGCGUGUCAUGACACUACUGUACGAUUUACAGGGCUCAACAUUGAUGCACAUGCAACACACAUGCUCACCGUAAUUGUGGGCGCUUCCAGACUUUGUAACCUAGAUACAGU
Messenger RNA from Chlamydomonas reinhardtii, 9829 nucleotides. RefSeq lists its product as uncharacterized. The coding region runs from base 310 to 9513 and encodes 3067 amino acids. The transcript has 50 exons. The record is from RefSeq and is a predicted model, not a curated record. NCBI's taxonomy places the organism in Eukaryota, Viridiplantae, Chlorophyta, Chlorophyceae, Chlamydomonadales, Chlamydomonadaceae.